AUACAGCCUAGUGAGCCGUAGUGACUCUAGUCUAGUCCCCUACUAAUUCCGGGUUAGCCAGCUCAUCCUUUCUCUUUCCUGCAGACUGCUGCAGGACGUUCGCUUCCUUUGUUUUCGACAUUCAUUUUUGCUGUCGCUGUCGUUGUUGGUGACAUCGACAAACUGAAACAUACUCCGGCCGAUUUGCUGCCAAUCCAACUCUUAUUAAUCCCAAGGCUACUGUGAGGUCGUAUGACCCCUUCAAACAUGGAACCACAGGCCCCAGCACUACUCAGCACACCGCGGAUGUUGAGUCUUCUAGGCUCUAUCCUCGUAUCUCUCAGUUCAGGGACAAACUAUAUAUACUCUGCAUACUCUCCGCAGUUGGGCGCGCGUUUGUUUCUCUCCCACACCCAGUUGAACGUCAUUGGCCUCGCAGGGAAUGUGGGCGUAUAUCUCAGCGGCCCAGCCUGGGGUCGGGUAGUCGAUUCCAGGGGUCCUCGCAUUCCGCUCAUCACAGCCUCUGUCUGUCUCCUCGUCGGAUAUCUCGGCAUUAAGCGCAUCUACGAUGGUGGUGUCGGAACAGCAUCAUCAUUCAUGCAUGUUGUCGCCCUCAUUGCCUGCACCUUCAUGACAGGCUUGGCUGGAAAUGCGGGCCUUGCUGUUGCUAUGAACACUACAGCUAAGAGCUUUCCUGAAGCCUCGCGCGGGACCACAACAGGUCUCGUUCUGUCUGGUUUCGGCUUAUCCGCAUUUUUCUUCGCGGCUAUUGCCAGUGUCGCAUUCCCCGGAGAUAUCUCUGCCCUUCUCCUUAUCCUGGGCCUCGGCGCCGCCACGCCCAUGCUUCUUGGUCUUGUUAUAGUCCGUCAAAUACCAUUACCUCCCGCAAGCACCACACUCGGUAUCGAAGGGGGCCUACAUGGACGCGAGGAAUACCAGUCUAUUCCUAGCGGCGAUGCCGCUCUAUUUAUUCGUGAGAAUGACAGCAAUACCUCCCUUCUCGAUCCCACGGAACACGUACACGAGGCAUCAAACUACCACGUCCCCGAAUCAUCGACCGCGGUGGAACUUGUGCCAGACCGGAUUGCAUCCAGAGGGUCAAGUAUCAAGAGGGAUGCGAGCCGCGCAAAGUCCGUGCACGAUGGCCCCAAUAUCUAUGGGAAGCAACUGUGGCUUACCUCGGACUUUUAUCUUAUUUUCGUUAUAAUGUCACUUCUGAGUGGAACUGGGCUUAUGUACAUCAACAAUGUUGGCUCCAUAUCUCAAGCAUUAUAUGCCAAAGGGAAUCCCAACUACGACGAGUUAGAAGCCUCGCGAUGGCAAGCAGCACAAGUCUCAACUCUCAGUAUCUGCAACUUCGCAGGACGUAUUCUUAUUGGAUUGAUCGCGGACUUGACCCGAAUUCGCCUACGUCUCCCUCGUGCAUACUGUUUUUGCAUCGUUUCAACACUCUUUGUCAUAUCUCAAUUAACUGCCAUCAACGUUAACGACGUCGCGCAUCUUUGGAAAGCGACCGCGAUACUUGGGCUUGCAUACGGUAGUCUGUUCGGCAUUGCCCCCACGAUCGUCAUCGACUGGUUUGGACUAUCACAUCUCUCGGAGAAUUGGGGGUAUGUCUCACUCAGUCCACUUGUGGGAGCGAAUAUCUUCUCGCUCAUGUUUGGGCGCAACCUCGAUUCACACGCCUCGAACGAUGACAGCGAGACGCACUCUCCUUUGUCUUUGAAGCGUGGCGGUCUCCCAAGCGAACACCAAUGUUUUGAUGGACGCAACUGCUAUGUCUCGAGUUUGUAUGUAACGGCGACAGCGUGUUUGAUUGCACUUGGGUUGAGCGUGUGGGCGGGAAUGAGGGACCAGAGAAAGGCAAUGGAGGCAAAGAGGGAGGUUGUAUGGGAUGCUGAUGAGUAGAUGGAGAGUUAGGCAGAUACCCGGUGAAAUAUAUAUUUAUCGUAGACUUGCUAGAAACGCGAAAUUGCGGUCCACACCACAAAAGAUGUGCAACGGGCGCUGAGUAGGCGAGGCUGCAUGCAUAUUCCCCGUGCCUGCCACUUGCAAUGUUCGAACGUUCAUGGAUCAGCAGUGUCGUUAUAUUUACUUGCAACAUAGAUAGGU
Molecule: messenger RNA, 2091 nt
Organism: Suillus clintonianus
Lineage: Eukaryota; Fungi; Basidiomycota; Agaricomycetes; Boletales; Suillaceae
Product: major facilitator superfamily domain-containing protein
Exons: 9
Coding region: 232-1887 (551 amino acids)
Biological process (GO): transmembrane transport
Cellular component (GO): membrane
Molecular function (GO): transmembrane transporter activity
Source: RefSeq, a predicted model, not a curated record